UGUAUAAUAAUCAAUAUAACGUACAUAUGUACAAGGAAUAAACGAAUGCGAGUUGCAAUUGGCUUUAAACUUAUUUUAGCCAUUGAGUUUGUGUUGUGUGCAGUGCAAAAAUUCGAAAGAGGAAGAACGAAGAAAAAUACGUACAUAUAUAAAACUAUUGAAAAUAUAUAAACUAACUCCUCGCCACCCUCAACCCCCUCAGUACGAACCAUUCGCACAGUAAUCGGCCAAAAUCAUGGAACACUUUCAUCAAAUACAGCAAACAAUUCAACACUAUCAGCAGCAACUGGCUGCGCAGCAACAACAACAAGCGGCUGCAGUACAACAGCAACAGUUGCAACAACAUCAAGUGGUUGUCCAGCAGAAUCAACAGCAGGCACAUCAAAAUAGCUCCAACACCACCGCCGGCGUUGGCACCCAACAGCUAUUUACAUACAAAAUGGCCAGUAGUUUCCCCAAUCCAGCCACAACAAUGGCCCAGGUUGUUGCCACCUCGAAUGCGGCAACCACUGGCUACGAUUACCGCCUAAAUAUGGCACAGGCUGCGGCAGCUGCAGCGGUACCCGGCUCCCAAUGGUGGUAUCCGGCUGCCAAUCAGGGUCAGGUGGAUGCCAACACAGCUGCACAGCUCCAACAGCAACAGCAGCAACAACAGCAGCAGCAACAACAGCAACAGCAGCAGCAACAGCAACAACAACAGAUGCAACAACAGCAGCAGCAACAGAAUGUCAUUAAUUCGGCUGGCAGCCCAAUGGUUAGGGGUAAGGCUGAUGCGAAACCCAGAGGUCGGAUGACAGCAUACGCAUACUUUGUACAGACAUGCAGAGAGGAGCACAAAAAGAAGCAUCCUGAUGAGACAGUGAUCUUCGCUGAAUUCUCAAGGAAAUGCGCUGAGCGCUGGAAGACGAUGGUUGACAAGGAGAAGAAACGCUUCCACGAAAUGGCCGAAAAAGACAAGCAGCGGUACGAGCAAGAAAUGCAGAACUACGUGCCGCCCAAGGGCGCGGUUGUGGGCCGCGGCAAGAAAAGAAAACAAAUCAAGGACCCCAAUGCGCCAAAACGUUCAUUGUCUGCGUUCUUCUGGUUCUGCAAUGAUGAAAGAAAUAAAGUGAAGGCUCUUAAUCCAGAAUUUGGUGUUGGUGACAUUGCCAAAGAGCUGGGUCGCAAAUGGUCAGACGUUGAUCCCGAAGUAAAGCAAAAGUAUGAGUCGAUGGCAGAGCGGGACAAGGCACGAUAUGAACGAGAAAUGACCGAGUACAAGACGAGCGGGAAAAUUGCCAUGUCAGCACCCUCGAUGCAAGCGUCGAUCCAGGCGCAGGCACAAGCAGUACAGAAAGCCGCGUUACUUGCUGCAGCUGCCCAGCAACAGCACCAGCAGCUGGAUGAACAGCACGACGACGAUGAUGGCGACGGUGAUGAUGACGAGAAUCAAUAGGUCUAGCAGUAAAAUAAAUACUCUUCACUAUUUAUACACUAUCCGUUGGUCAUCACGAACAAGGAAAAUAGCGUCAGCUAAUCAAUAACCAGAUUAACUGAUGCGUGUUGAACAUAUAUAUA
Drosophila hydei is the source of this 1557-nucleotide messenger RNA. It is a transcript of the gene Dsp1, whose product is annotated as high mobility group protein DSP1. Gene Ontology annotation, cellular component: nucleus. Gene Ontology annotation, molecular function: DNA binding, bending. Gene Ontology annotation, biological process: regulation of transcription by RNA polymerase II. The record is from RefSeq and is a predicted model, not a curated record. The transcript has 6 exons. NCBI's taxonomy places the organism in Eukaryota, Metazoa, Arthropoda, Insecta, Diptera, Drosophilidae. The coding region runs from base 236 to 1435 and encodes 399 amino acids.